Molecule: messenger RNA, 2130 nt
Organism: Papilio polytes (common Mormon)
Lineage: Eukaryota; Metazoa; Arthropoda; Insecta; Lepidoptera; Papilionidae
Exons: 2
Coding region: 133-1494 (453 amino acids)
Source: RefSeq, a predicted model, not a curated record
UGUGGGCCCGCACGCGCACUGCGUCGCCCGCUUUCGCGUCGUUUGUACGUCUGGCUGUACAGAUGACAGGAUUUUAUAUAUGUGUAUACAGAUGUUUCUCUAAUUUAUCAACUUAAGUGUACAUGUGCUAAAAUGCUGCUCUCCGAUGUAUUGUGUUACGCCUUUCUGACUGUCACGAUAACCACCAGCUGUACGCAGGCAGACUCCAUCAGUCAAGACUACGAACUAAGCGAUGAACCACUACGAAAGCAUAUAGUAAAACGAGACUCGCCUCUCGUCAUCGACCACUUUCCCUACCGACCCAUUCUCAAACAUAGACCCAAAUUUAUUUAUAAAAGAGUCUCAAACCCCAAAUACAGAAGUCCUAAACCUGCAUAUGGAGUGACUCGAACAAAACAACGGUCUGCAAAACCAAGUAGAAAAGUUAUGAGGAAAUACAGAAAGAGCGUUAACCCAAAAUACAGCCCCCCGAGCCAUUACAAACGCCCUCCAAAAAUUCGUUACGCGAACCCGAGGACGCAAGAAUUCAAACCGUUAUAUGGUUUACUUAAAAGAAGUCCCGAUUUCCCAUUAACUCCUAAACCGGCAGGAUUCGGAGAACCACCAAGCGAUUACUACUUUGAAAAGAAAAAUAAAAUGAAUUACGGAGAUCCAUCAGACGUCUAUAGAGGUCAAAUAAAAGUCGUACCAGACGGCCCGAAAUUCGCUCGGCAAAAGUUUUCAGACUCGAUCGAUGUCGACGAGCAUGAUUAUCUAGAGCAGAAAGCAAAAAAGAAGGACCCCAUUUUCUUUAAUGACUUUGACGGUAAUUUCGCAUCAUCCGAGAAACGUCCGGUGAACCAAAUAAGGGGUCCUGAAUACGAUAUAAAUAAAAAUGCGAAAAGAAAUUAUGGAACAGAUUUUCAUACGAGUCAAGUAAAAGCUGUGCCAAAAGUUCCAAAUCCACCUCGACAGAAGUUAUCCGAUCCAAUUGAUUUGGAUGAGCCGGAUUACUUAGAUCAUAAAUCAAAAAUCAUUGAUACUAUUUACUUGAACGAUUUCGACGAGAACUUCGGAAUGCCUGAGAAAAGUCAUCCAAAAGUACGAAGCCCUGAUUACCAGGUACCUCUAAGUAUUGAUGACGACGAGAAUAUAUUUUCUGAUGUUUACAAUUCUGAGAAAACUUUGAAGAUGGAUGUAUUUAAUAAAAGGAAGAAACAGAAGAGAGCUGAGAGAUUUAGAGGAAGGAGCAAGCCUGUGAAGGCAUCAUUGAUAAGAGAUGAAGCAGACGAUGAUGUGAUAGUCGGUGGGAGGUAUGCAGAGCCGCCAGGCAGAUAUUACGCUAACUACAACUCCCGAGGAAUGAUGGUUGAUGAUGAUAACUUUGCUCCACCCGGUGCGGUGGACCCAGAUGUUGCAUCAUCAGCGACGAUGUCUCCAUACGUUAAUUAUAAACAUAGUAACUUAGCAUUCAGUCCGCAAAAUCUUAAUGAUGCAUUUAGUAUAGUUGAUUAACAUUAAAUUAGUUUCAAAAUCGGAUAAUAACUUUAAAACCUAAAAGUAGAUAUUAAAUAAUUAAACUGUUAAAUUAAAGAUUGUUAAGAAUUAUUUAUUAAGGUAGUAUAUGAGACAAGUAUUACAAAAAGGACAGGUGUAAAUUAAUUUCGCAUUUAAUUUAGUGUACCUAGAUAAUCUCCGUCUAAUCAAGGUAUUUCAGUUUUAGGAUCUUUCGUGACUUGAGUUGUACUUAUAUUUUUACAAUGUAUGCAUAAUCGUCCUAAAAAUAUCUAAUCAGAUUUCAAUAUGUUAUACAUCUUGCAUCAAUACAAAUGUGGUCAUGUGUGUUAAAAUAAAACACUUAAACAAAAUGUUUUUUCGUCUAACUUGAGAAAGCGUAUUUUGAAGAUUUAAAUAUUAAGACUGCCUAAAUGUAAGCAAAUUUCUUUGAUAAGUAAUUUCAUAGUAAUUGCAACCCAAGGAAUAAAGAUGCACAUUGUAACUAAACAUUAGAUUGAAUGAAAAUACAUCUUUUGUAAAAACUUACAUUUCUUUCCCUUUAUGGCUACCAAAAUUACGUGCAAUAUGAAACUUAUAAUUUGUAUAAAUAACCUAGAAACUACUUAGAUAUGAUUAAAUAUUUGUAAAAAAUAA